AUGAGACUUGCUUAUUUGCCUCUCCUACUAGCUCUCCAGCUUGGGGGCGCUGUUGCCGCCAUCGCGGACAAGCCGCAUGCUGCUCUACGAGGGCUUCAGAAGUUCCCUGUCAUCAUGAUGGGCGAGCUCACUCCUGGAGUCUCGGUAUUUCCAUUGAAUGUUACCAGCAACCAUAUCUACAGUUGGACCUUGGAACAAGAUUUCGAGAGUGUUCCGGCAGUUAUUGAAUGCACCACAACGACAACUACUGCUAAUGGUGGUGAUGUCGACCUGAAAGUUCACGUUGGGGAACGUGACACUGGACGACAAUGCAACGACGUCUCGGAAGAUGCCACAGAAGGUUGUCACUUGGGAAUCUACGAUGUCACUUCCAACACCACGGUGGGAGUGGAGUUGUUGUCCUACUCGGAUAUUGAAGGGCUUGUUCUGGUGUGCAACAGUAUAGCUCACAAAGAGUUGGAAAUCAAUGUCCCAACUGGCGCGUUUACCUUGGCUACCGGCGACAGCAGAUCCUUCCUCGUUGACAUGGCAGGAUUUCAAGGGGACUCGGUAGUUUGUACAGUGACAGGGGAGGGGAACACUGACUUGAAGGUGGAGACUAUCAAUAACCAGGGAGGUGUGGGCGUGACUUGUAAUGGAAACAAUCCGGGAUCUGCAGAGGAGGAGUGCGUGGUGGAUGUGUCAGAAGCCACUGCCUUGUUGGCUGUUUCGGUCCGGGCGGUGCAAGAUAGCGCGGACAUUACCGUCAUGUGCGCUGAAAGGAGAAUUGAGAUUCUUGAAAGGAACGUCCCAUCUGAGCCUUUUAUCACCGCUGAUGGGCCACAUGCUUUCGCGUUGGUUUUGGAACCUCGUUCCAUUGCCUUUUGCGAGUUGUCUCCAGUUGUGGAAGGGGAAGAUAUCGACUCUAAUUUCCUCAAACUCUUCUUGCGCCUGGAAUCGCUUCCUCACUUGGGCCGUAGCAUCUAUGAUUGCGACUCGGGCACCAUGGGACUUUUGAUGGGGGAACUGCCCCGCUGUUUCGUCUACAGCUCCAUGUAUGAAUCGACCAUGCUCUACGCCACUGUCGAUCAGUUUUUUGGGACCGCAGACAACAUUACCUUGACGUGUCAUGUGGAAACUCAGGCUGCUACCAUUGAGCUACUCGAUGGAGAAUUGUCGUAUCCGGCCGUCAACUUGACAUCAGCGUUGCACCCCUCCGCCCUUACACACACUGGAAACUACCUAACAGACCCGGCAGAAAAGGACGACGUCUUUGCGUUCAUCCAUGCGACUCAAACUUAUUCUCUCGAGGUUCCUGGAAAUGCAUCGGUAGCUUGCGAGGCCACGGCUGAAGAGGUCCAUUCCUUGUACUAUUGGACGGGGGAAGAUCAGAAUCCUAGCCUUCAGGGAGCCCGCAUCAACCAUGAAGAUGCCUACUCAACAUGCCUGUUCGAUCGGGAAUCCAUGACAUCAAAGUGUCGCUUUGACAUGACGGGCAGUGCCACCACAGCCUGGCUCUUCGCAGCAUCGUCGGCAGAGGGACCAGCGGCGAACGUCGAGGUCACAUGUCGCAUUGGAACCGCGAACAGGGAAGCCAUUCCUCUGGUCGAUGGAGUGGCUUCAGAUGCUUUCUCCCUGAUCCCACGUGAAAGUCAGACAUUCUACAUUCACACACCGAAAGGUGGUGUCGUGGAGUGUCAAGGAUCUGCACCCACAAACUCGACUGUUUUGUACAUGACGGUAGGGGAAGUGCCUUCCGGUACCGUGAAUGCCCUCUCUCCGCAAGAAGAAGCAUACAAUUGCAGCACAUCCCUUACAAACACUCCAUGCACUGUCGAAGCACUCGUUAGUCCUUAUGAUACCGACGGGAACACGACCACCAGAAUGUUCGUGGCUGUGGUUUCGCUCGAUGAAGCUGUGGACGACAUCAACGUAAAAUGUUCACUGUUGGCAGAGCACAACAACAGCAUGAUCACAGCAGAGAAUUUGGAGCUUACGUUAGGUUUCGGGUCUGACCCAUUUGAUCUUAGUCAGUGGGAAGUGCAAACUUUCCAUGUGCAAGUCCCAGCCGGAUCCGUGACCGCUUGCAGUGCUGACGCCGACAAUGGAGACAUUGAUCUGUUUGUGAAUCUCGGCGAAAGAGCCAUGAUUGGGGUCAACGAGACAACCGCCGACUGCCAAAGUGCAGGAGCUUGGUCUGAAGAAUCGUGCACAGUGGCUUCGGACGAGGCUUCCGUUCUGUUUGUAUCUGUGUUGGGCUCGGAGAGGACUGAUGCAGUGACUGUUCUCUGCAAUCUUGAGGAGGGGGAAAGUUCAGCUGUGUCACGAGGAGGCAAUCCUGAUAGAGACUGGUAG
Seminavis robusta is the source of this 2334-nucleotide messenger RNA. The record is from the annotation of a GenBank genome assembly. Lineage: Eukaryota; Bacillariophyta; Bacillariophyceae; Naviculales; Naviculaceae.